AUGAGUCGAAUGAGAAGGGAGUGAUAGAUAAUAUUUAGUUGAACGAAAUAUUCGUCUGUCUCGGUGAGGAAAGUUGGGCCAUGUUUCUCCUGUGGGUCGCUGUGGUCACCGCCUGUACGUGUGUCCAGUUCGUGGUCUCGCAGCCUGUGUCAGGUUGUCCUUCUUACGGCUGCACACCCACAGGGUCCUUCUCCCUUCUGACGCCAUCAGGAAUUCCAAGGUCAGGGUUCAAGGUCGUCUGGACAACACAGCUGUCAAAUUCAUCUGGGACCGGAAGUCGUCUUCUCGGCUGCGUCAGUAACGACAGACAUGUCGUCUGCCCGUCACAAUAUGGGUACGUGGGAAUUGACGCAGACACCGGGAGGGUGUUGUGGAAGGACUCCAGCUUGAUCAACCCCUCUCUUCCUAUAAUGGACAUCAGUGGUGACAUCAUCGGCAGCGACGGCAGAUACCUCACGAAGGUGGACGGUAAUGGCAAUGUGGAGAAGCCCGUUAUUCCACUGGAUCCUCUAAUGACACCAGUCUACAGCAUUGUGUUCGGAGAAGGGAACAUCUUGUUCAUUGUGUCUCAGACGGGGGAGCUGGUCGCCUACCUUGCAAACGGGAUCCCCUUGGCGUCCCUGGUGCUACGGGGAAACGUGGAGAGGUAUAACGGGACUUUUCACCCCAUCGCCCAGCCCAUUAUGAAAGGUAGCCGCGCUUACAUCCUCACUCAGUUCCAGCCCGACCCCCAAGACGCCACCAUACCCCAAGAAAAGUUGGGCACUCUAGCUAUGCAACGUCUGUACGCCAUGGACAUCUUGGAUCGCAUGGUGAAGCCUAUCGAUAUCGUCUGGUACUUGAACCUGGAACUAGAGGUCAAGGUCAACUACCGGGAACCAGUGAAAUCCAAGAAAUCGCCCCAGUAUGAACCGAAACAAACCAGUAAGGACAUAGAUGGUAGUAAACAGAGGCCAAUAGCCAGGAUCUCGCGUGAAGCAGUACACCCGAGGAACCCGGACAAAAUGAAUCAGUCUCGUCUAUCCAGAAACAAACAUGCCACACUAGAGCACGACACGAGAUUAAAGUAUAAGACGGCUGAUCGGGCAGAACGUAACUCCUUCGUGCUAGACAUGCUAAAACGAUCUAUAGCAAAGGGUGGCAAAAGCUUUAGGGAACCUACCAACAGUUUGCGUAAUCCAGCACAUCGACAUGACGUGUCUUCCGACGUACUUGAAAUGGUUCAGCACGAGUCUAUACAAUUCAUCGGUACAGGAAACACAAACAAGUAUCAAAACUCUGGUACUUCCCGUACAGGAAACACAAAGUCUGGUACUUCCGGUACGGGCGGUUACCAAAAGGACCGCCAUCCCCCCAGCAACAUUCGCCACCAAUGGUCUCAGCAGACAAGUGAACAGUCAAGUUUGAGCUACUUCUUUGGAACAGUGAUGGCCAGCGUGGCUCCCCCUAUCGGGAUCUGUGACAUGCUGACAUUGGAGGAACAUCGUCAGAGUUGCCUGGAAAGCUCAUUUUCCAGACUGGUAGGCAUUCAAGAUCUAGGAACCAACAUGAGUCUGUUAUACAGCAACAACUUCUCUCUAUCUCACAUGUCAGUCUAUGACUCAUCGUACGGCAGAAUGGGGCUGCACUCGUCCUGGAACACUUCUAUUAAGCAAGAAGACGCGGAUCCCAAACACGACAAAACACAAGCUACGCACACACAGCAACGGACCAGGCUUGGCGAGGGAAGUCUGGUGUGGGCUGUCACUCAGUUUGGGGACACCAUUAACGGAUUCGAUCAAAUCUCAAGCCAGGUCCAACAAAUCGCUAACGUUUCCCAAAUGCUGAACACCACAGUACAAGUGACGUCAAGGGUGAUGGUAGCCUUAGAUCCAAAAACGCACGCUGACCUCCUUCUGUUCGCCGUAAGACGGGUGAAUAAAACUGAGCCCCACUCUUCAUUCAAUGCCACGAAUUACCUAGUUGCCUUGGAUACAUCCUUUGGUGACGGAGAGGCAAACAUUAUGUGGACAUUUCCAGUUCCCUAUGAUUAUGAAGUUCAAGGUCAGAUUGCCGUGUUGGAAGUUCCAUGGGUGAAUAGUACCUCACCGCUUUUAGUCGCAACAGCCCAGGGCCCAGUCAGCCAGAUAGCAUUCGCAUUUAACUUCACCCAGACUCUGUGAAUAAACCAUUCCAAUCUGAUAUAACGAUCCGCCCAAGACCAAUUUCUUGAAGGUUAUGGCACCAUUUGAUGCUUUCGUCUAAUUUAUGAUGAAUGUCUCCCACUCGCUUCUUGAUUGAUACAUCCGGUGAAAUCUCACAGCAAACUGUGAACAAAUAGUUUUUAUAGAAAAAAAUAUCUUGGGAGACGUUUUCAAGAAUUGUAUGCUCUCUCAUCAUUUGGAGAAGAUACCCCCAGAUUAUCUUGUUCCCAAACUUACUUUGUUCAGUAUAGGUAAAAUCAAUUUAACGUAAUGAUACUGUAUUAUAAGUAUAUAUUUUCUGGUACGAUUAGAAAGGAUACUGCGAUAAGUUGACGGUGCCAAAUGAAGUGUGGAGCCGUGGUGUCGAUAAAAGAAUAUUUGUGAUUUCCAUUAACUUUUGUACAUGUGUAAUCAUUGAUACAUUGAUUUCUUUCCCUAAUAAACUACAUGUGUUGUCACAAAGGACCGAUUGGAGCAUUCGUGUUUUCAUGAACGGAUGGUCAAGUUAAACAGUUCAGUUAAUUUGGAUGAGCGUUUCAGAUUCUAACUUUGUGUUGUUGUUGUAUCUUACUUUAUGUUGUUGUUGUAUCUUACUUUGUGUUGUUGUUGUAUCUUACUUUGUGUUGUUGUAUCUUACUUUGUGUUGUAUCUUACUUUGUGUUGUUGUAUCUAACUUUGUGUUGUUGUUGUUGUUGAAAAUAGCUUCAUAAAUGUGGAUCAAUUUGAGCAGGAAUGGUUUUGAUGGGGAUGCGUAAUAUAUUAUGUAAGUGAAGAGCUUUGCGUCUGAAAAGAUAAUGAACCUCUAGUCUCAUUCAAACAAAUGACUGCAUAAGGGUUAUUACUAGCAUAGUAAAAACAAUAUUUGUGAGUUUCAUAAAAAUGUACUUAUGACAAUUCAUGUACUUAGAUAAAUUUUGACAUACAGCG
Haliotis rubra (blacklip abalone) is the source of this 3110-nucleotide messenger RNA. RefSeq lists its product as uncharacterized. Lineage: Eukaryota; Metazoa; Mollusca; Gastropoda; Lepetellida; Haliotidae. The transcript has 5 exons. Gene Ontology annotation, molecular function: protein binding. The coding region runs from base 81 to 2162 and encodes 693 amino acids. The record is from RefSeq and is a predicted model, not a curated record.